CUGGGGCACCCUGGCAGCCCCCAGCCUGGCGGCAGGCAAGGCCUGGGCCCUGCAGCCAUGUUGGCCCUGCUCAGCCCAGCCUGAUCCCUGCCCUCACGCCUCUGCUUGCAGCCCGCCAUGGAGGAGGACGUCUCCCCGGGCCCUCGCCCGGCCGGCCCCAGCCGCAUCCCGGGCCCCCCGCUGCGGCGGUACGGCCCCUCUGGGACCCCCACCCAGCGGAGCUGCCUCUGGGUCACCCUGCGGCACGGGGGGACCCCCUGGCAGCGGCUGCGGGGCCCGGCCCCCGUCACCCCCGUCCCCCCACGCCCCCGGCACGCUCCGGGGUCUGGCGGGACUGAGGCUGCCCCAGCGGAGAAGACGCCGGGCACCGGGGACCCACGCACCGGACCAGUGGAGAGCAAAACCGAAUCAGCCAUGUCUGAGCUAGUCCCAGAGCCGCGACAAAAGCCAGUAGUGCCGAUGAAACCCAUGGGCAUUAAUGCCAACUUGCUGGGCUACAUCGGCAUCGACACCAUCAUUGAGCAGAUGCGCAAGAAGACCAUGAAGACAGGUUUCGACUUCAACAUCAUGGUUGUAGGUCAGAGCGGACUGGGAAAGUCAACGCUGGUGAACACCCUCUUCAAAUCCCAGGUGAGCCGCAAAUCUUCGGGCUGGAACCGGGAGGAGAAGAUCCCCAAGACAGUGGAGAUCAAAGCCAUCGGGCAUGUUAUUGAAGAAGGCGGUGUCAAAAUGAAGCUGACAGUGAUAGACACCCCAGGAUUCGGAGACCAGAUCAACAAUGAGAACUGCUGGGAGCCUAUCGAGAAAUACAUCAACGAGCAAUAUGAAAAAUUUCUGAAAGAGGAAGUGAAUAUUGCGAGGAAGAAGCGAAUUCCAGACACACGAGUGCACUGCUGCCUCUACUUCAUCUCCCCCACAGGCCACUCCCUGCGGCCUUUGGACCUGGAGUUCAUGAAACACCUCAGCAAGGUAGUGAACAUCAUCCCGGUUAUUGCCAAGGCUGACACCAUGACCUUGGAGGAGAAGAUUGAAUUCAAACAGAGAGUGCGCAAAGAGCUCGAAGUAAACGGAAUCGAGUUUUACCCCCAGAAAGAAUUUGAUGAGGACUUGGAGGAUAAAACAGAGAACGACAAAAUCAGGCAGGAAAGCAUGCCCUUCGCAGUAGUGGGCAGUGACAAGGAGUACCAAGUGAAUGGAAAAAGAGUCCUGGGCAGGAAAACACCUUGGGGAAUCAUUGAAGUGGAAAACCUCACUCACUGUGAAUUUGCCCUCCUUCGAGAUUUUGUCAUCAGGACCCACCUUCAGGACCUGAAAGAAGUGACCCACAACAUCCACUACGAGACCUACAGGGCCAAGCGGCUGAACGACAACGGAGGGCUGCCCCCCAUGACCGCUGAGACAGAGGAAAACCACGAAAGUAAUCUGUGAAUGACCCCUCUCCGCUGUCACAUCAUGUCUCUGGAUACGAAAACCCACCCCUGUUACCCUUGGCUCUACCGUGGGCCUGUCUCUGAAGCAUGUGGAACAUCCUCUGUGUGUGUGAGGGUUGUGUGCGUGUGAGUGUGUGUGCCUGCACCUAACUGUGUGCCGGAGGGGGACCAAAGGCAUCUCCUCCGUCCUUCCCAGACCGUCCUCAUUCUUGGUUUAUUUUUUUUGCACAGCUGACUGUCCGUCAUCUUCCUUUCUCUUGUUUCUGUGUCUCAGCUGUGUGUCUUGUCUGGGGGAAAUAGGAAGGGGGGAAUGAUUUAUGGGGGCAAGAGGGCUUCGGAGGUGGGAGGUGUGGGGCAUGUUUUUAUCUCUUGGAGGUAUGACAAGGAGAGACUCCAGGAGAGACAGUGGAGUUGGAGCAUGCAGUAUCUUCACGUGAUGGCUUUCUCCCAGGUCCUUGGCGGGUGGGAAGACAGACGACUGCUCAGACAGGAUGGUGGCCCAGCAUUUUACCCCCCUUUCUUGCUGUGGCUUCCCGAAGGGAAAUGGCAACUUGGAAGUGGAUAGAUGGGAGAAGUGACAGACUGACAUGUUUUGUGGUUCGGGGGAAAUGAGUGAGGGGAGGAGACGCAGAAUUAAAUUUUGGGCCGUAGCAGCUACCUGAAAAGCAUCAAAGUGCUUGGGGGAAAGAGCCAUAUUUUCCAAAAGUAAAGAGUAAACGAACA
Molecule: messenger RNA, 2153 nt
Organism: Cygnus olor (mute swan)
Lineage: Eukaryota; Metazoa; Chordata; Aves; Anseriformes; Anatidae
Gene: SEPTIN3
Product: septin 3
Exons: 10
Coding region: 118-1428 (436 amino acids)
Biological process (GO): cytoskeleton-dependent cytokinesis
Cellular component (GO): septin ring; presynaptic cytoskeleton; microtubule cytoskeleton
Molecular function (GO): GTPase activity; GTP binding; molecular adaptor activity
Source: RefSeq, a predicted model, not a curated record